Molecule: messenger RNA, 981 nt
Organism: Trichogramma pretiosum
Lineage: Eukaryota; Metazoa; Arthropoda; Insecta; Hymenoptera; Trichogrammatidae
Exons: 1
Coding region: 1-981 (326 amino acids)
Biological process (GO): DNA integration
Molecular function (GO): nucleic acid binding
Source: RefSeq, a predicted model, not a curated record
AUGGCUGAUCUGCCGGAAUCACGAGUUGAUAAUGCAGGUUUAUUUUAUCACACCGGAGUUGAUUAUUUUGGCCCUUUGUACAUUAAAGAAAAGAAGCUUAAAAAUCGUAACAAGGUCAAAGUCUACGGUUGCGUUUUCGUUUGCAUGUCGAUUCGGGUGGUUCACAUUGAAAUCGUGAGUGAUUUGUCAACAGAAGCUUUCUUAGCAGCUUUCAGACGAUUUGUUUCGCAUCAUGGAAAUCCAACACACAUGUAUUCCGAUAAUGGAAGUAAUUUUGUUGGCGCGAAUAAUCAUUUACGCGAAUUGUAUAUGAUGAUAAGGUCAGACGAUUUCAAAUUGAAAGUAUCGAAUUACGCAGUAAGCAAGAAAAUAAGUUGGCAUUUUAACCCACCGAUUUCGCCGCAUUUUGGCGGCUUGUGGGAGGCUGCCGUCAAGUCCUGUAAACAUCACCUGAAACGCGUGAUGGGUAAUCAAUUAUUUACUUAUGAGGAGUUAUGUACUUUGGCGGCAGAAAUUGGUGCAAUUUUAAAUUCGCGACCACUAUGGCCAAUUUCGCCAGAUCCUAAUGAUCCAAUAGCUUUAAGUCCUGCACAUUUUUUAAUCGGACACCCAUAUACGGCAUUGCCCGAAAAUGAUUUUUCUGCGUUUCCAGAUAAUCGCUUGACUUCGUGGCAGCGUGUAACGAAAACAAAGCAGGAAUUUUGGCGUCGUUGGCAACUUGAGUACUUGUCAGAGCUGCAGAAACGUCAAAAGUGGAUACGCCCGAAUGACAACAUUAAGCUAGACGAUAUAGUAUUGUUAAUAGACAAAAAUCAACCGUGCUUGCAGUGGCGAUUGGGACGGGUGGUCGAGCUGCAUCCUGGCGAUGAUGAUGUGGUGAGAGUGGUUACGGUCAAGACAUCGCAAGGAUCAUUCAAAAGAAACGCAAGAUCUCUUUGCAUUUUACCAGUUCAUGUUGAAUAUACUCAAAAUGAGAGUUAA